Messenger RNA from Chiloscyllium plagiosum (whitespotted bambooshark), 4456 nucleotides. Lineage: Eukaryota; Metazoa; Chordata; Chondrichthyes; Orectolobiformes; Hemiscylliidae. The record is from RefSeq and is a predicted model, not a curated record.
UUCACUUCCUAUAGGGACUGAAAACCAAGUGAGGAGAUGUGUUCUGCUCAUUGAGGGUGAUGGACGAGUCUGGGACUUUUCCACAUCGAUACGAUUCAGCGAGUGUCACUGCUCAUUGACCAGUCUGGGGGCCUCCUCACUUAGGCACGUGUCCUCAGCUCUUGAAAGAUUGCAAUGAACUACACCAGAGAAUAUAGCGAGGAUAGACACUGCAGACAGAUCCUGAUCAUCACCCAAGGACCAGCUGCACAACUGUGCGAAGACAUCCAGUCCCAACACAGAGAAGGUUUGGCAGUGAAACCAUCAUCUGGAAAUCGGUCAGGUCGGGGGGCGCUUCGACUCGUCAUCAGAUCUGAAACUGGUCAGUGGUGUGGAGCCUUCCAUCAGAACCAACCUUUCUGAAGGUUCGGCUGUGGGUGAUCGGUCAAGGUGCGGCUGGGAAGAAGUAUGAUUGGCUCCAAGUGUGGUGAGAGCUUCAAUCAUUCAUCAAGCCUCAUGAACUACUGACUGAUUCUUACAUAUGAGAGACUGUUCAAGUUUGAGUUGGGCCCAUCAUGUCAUAAGACGUGUAAAGUGCAUCUAUUGAUCUUCCCCAUGGAGGAGAAUCCAGUCAAGUCUGGGCUGUAUGAUCAGGAUUUCCCAGAUUCCUCAAAUUUUCACAUGCACCAGAGCAAUCACACUGUGGAGAAGCCAUUCACACGUAAGGAAUGCAAUCAAUCAUUUGUAUUCUCAUCAAGUCUUCACAAACACCAAUUUAUUCACACACGGGGGAAACUCUUCACAUGCGAGGUGUGCAACAAAUCAUUCUCACACUCAAUGAAUUUCCGCGUACAUCAACGCAUUCAUACAGGGGAAAAACCCUUCAAGUGUGAGGUGUGUGAGAAAUCCUUCUCACAGUUAUCAAAUCUCCGCAGACAUCAACGUAUUCACACUGGGGAAAAACCAUUCAAGUGCAAGGUGUGUGACAAAUCCUUUUCACAGUUAUCGAAUCUUCACAUACACCAACAUAGUCACACAGGGGACAAACCAUUCACAUGUGAGGUAUGUAACAAGUCAUUCUCAUCUUUAGUGACCCUCCAUGUGCACCAUCGCAUUCACACAGGAGAGAAACCGUUCACCUGUGAGGUGUGUGACAAAGCUUUCACACAGUUAUCACACCUCCUGGUCCAUCAGUCAAUCCACACAGGAGAAAAACCCUUCAAAUGUGAGGUUUGCGAUAAAGCUUUCACAACAUCUACCAGGCUUCUGAUGCACCAGAGUGUUCACACAGGAGAGAAACCCUUCCAAUGUGAGGUGUGCAAUAAAUCCUUCUCAAAGUCAUCCAAUCUCCAUGCACAUCAACGUAUUCACACAGGAGAGAAACCAUUCAUGUGUGAUGUGUGUGACAAAUCAUUCUCAGAGUCAUCAACACUCCGCAUACAUCAACGUAUUCACACAGGAGAGAAACCUUUCACGUGUGACGUAUGUAACAAAUCAUUCUCCCGCUCCUCAAAACUUCGUUCCCACCAACUUGUUCACACAGGGGAGAAGCCGUUUACAUGCGAGGUGUGUGACAAAUCAUUCUCGCAUUCAGUGAGUCUCCGUGUACAUUACCGCAUUCACACAGGGGAGAAGCCAUUCGUGUGUGGAGUGUGUAACAAAGCCUUUGCGUGUUCAUCAAGCCUCCUAGUUCAUCAAACAGUCCAUACAGGGGAGAAACCCUUCAAAUGUGAGGUUUGUAACCAAGACUUCACAAGGUCAUCGACGCUGGUGAAACAUCGCCGUGUGCACACUGGGGAGAAACCUUUCACAUGUGAGGUGUGCAAAAAAUCAUUUACGCAAUCAUCAAAUCUCCAUAAUCACCGACGCAUUCACACUGGGGAGAAGCCAUUCACCUGCGAGGUGUGUGAUAAAUCCUUCUCUGAGUCAUCACACCUCCGUGUUCACCGACGUAUCCAUACAGGGGAGAAACCAUUCACAUGUCAGGUGUGUAACAAAUCAUUCUCAGAUUCAUCGACGUUCCGCAGACACCAACGUAUCCACACAGGGGAGAAACCAUUCACAUGCGGUGUGUGCCACAAAUCAUUUUCGUAUCUAUCAACACUCCGUGUACACCAACGCAUUCACACAGGGGAUAAAGCAUUCACAUGUGAGGUGUGCAACAAAUCAUUUUCUCAGUCAUCAAAUCUGCACACACACCAACACACUCACACAGGCAAGAAGCCAUUCACAUGCAAGGUAUGUGACAAGACAUUCUCAACAUUAUCAAACCUUCGGGAACAUCAACGCAUUCACACAGGAGAGAAACCAUUCACGUGCGGGGUGUGUGGUAAGCCAUUCUCGCAGCUAUCGAACUUCCUCAUACAUGAACGCAUUCACACAGGAGAAAAACCAUUUAAGUGUGAGAUGUGUGACAAAGCCUUCACACGCUUAUCAAGCCUCUUGGUCCAUCAAAAGAUCCAUACACCAGACAAACCCUUCAAAUGUUUUGUUUGUGAUAAAGCUUUUGUGACAUCCACAAGGCUGCUGACUCACCAGAGGAUCCACACAGGAGAGUAACCCAUAAAGUCGACAUGUACAAUUGAGUCUUCAAAUACUAAAUAAAUCUGCUCCUCUUUCACACACACGCACACACACAUAUAAACUGUUCACAUGCAGUGUUUCUGAUAAGGCUUUAAAUCUCCUGAUGUAGUAGAGGAUCUGUACCAGUGAAAACCAUUCAGGUAUGAGGUGUGUGAGAAAUCUUGCACACGUUGUGGCCAUGAUACAAGAGAAGCCCUAUCAGUGCAAGUUCUGUGUUGAAGCUGUUACUCAGUUAUUGGACCUUCUGGAACAUCAAUGUAUCCACAUAGGAGACAAACUCUUCCAGUGUGACAUGUGCCAGGAUUGUUUCACCUACUCCCUUAUCAGACAUCAGCAUCUCCACACAGACUUGGUGCCAGGUCACCUGCUUCUGUUGCCCUGAGAGCUGUCAUUCCAAGGCACUGUCUGUCUCAGCAGUGUCUAUCUCAAACCUCUCCCACCAUCAGUCCAGUUGUUUUAAGGAUCACCAAACCUCACUAAAUGAAGGCAUCAAAAUAUAUAUGUAGAAACUCCUGCUUGUGCACAGAUAUCACUGUGAGUCUGAGAGGGUUUCCCCAGGUACAGAAAGUGGUGAUUCAAGAGAAUGUGUGUCUGAAUUAUCCAUGCUGUGGACGUUGUAGAAGUUGUCACAACCUACCCCGAGAAGAUAUGUUAUAUUGCUCCAUUCUGAGAGUCUGCUACCUUGCAGCUUAAGAAAAGAGAACAAAUUUAAUUUGGCCGUGUACCUUCAAUAAUAUUUCAUACUAUUGAAUUUCGUCUCAAUGCAACAUGUUAUGAAAGUGCAUCAUUUAAUUGUUUUUGUGAACUUGAGUUGAAAGAUUGUGGAGACACCUAUAUUAACCUUUCAAAACAAAACCAAAGAAAAUUGAUGUUAGAACUUUGUCUUCAAGCAAGAUAUUUCUUAGAAACCACAUUGAUCUAGAACUGCACUUGGUUGCCUGAACUCAUUUUAGGGAAAACUCCUUCAGGUCUUGAUUUUAUGAUUGUUCUGUUUAAGUAGCGUUUGCAGACUUGAUGCUUGGAAUUUUAUUUGGAAAAAGUCUGCUGCAGAAGAAACAGUCCAACUUGUGUUUCCUGUUUCUGAAGUACCUUUGUGAGCUCAGGGGUGAAAGCUGAUUCUUCUUCUGGCAGAGUGACAGAAACAACAUUGAGAUAUUUGAUUUCCUCAGCAAGUUGUGUCUGCCAGAUUGACAGGCAUCAGAACAGUCUACAUGUUAUUCUGUUUUAUCUGAAUGAAUUGCCAUCCUUGGACAGAAAAUGUCUUUCAUUAAAGUGAAUGUCUGCAGUUUCUUCCCUUUGCUUGAAAAAUGAGUGUGUGUGUGAGAGAGAGAGAGCGAGCGAGUGUGUGUGUGUGUGUGUACGUACUUUGUGUUGGUUAGAGCGAUAACAUUUUGUAUAUUCACAUUAAAAACUGUGGGUGUUUAACCCAUUCUCUAUCCCCAUUGAAUGGGUUUAAUUUUACAAUGAAUGAAUGAUGCUAUGAUUAUUCAUAAAACUUGGAUGAUGGGUCUUCACAUUCAGUGCUUAGCAUCAAGAAAGCUUAGGAUAUUUCUGUAUUGAGAAUCUUUUUAUCAAAUUGUGACUCUGGAGGAGAAGGACAAGAGCAACAGUGCACUGUUCGCAUCGUAAUCAUAACGAAGGUAAUUCAGAAAUUACCUUUCUGUUGGUUUAUGGAUCUUGCAGUGUUCUGGGAAAUUCCAAAUCUCUUAUGUCGUGAACAUCUAAACAAACUAACACUGAACUUUAAUCAAAUAUGUGAACAGAUUUUGACAUUGUUAUCUGAUAUUGUUGCUAGUCAAAGACAGAAUGCUUUUUCUACAAGUGUACAAAAUGUUGAGUCAUUCUGCAUCAUUUGGUUUUGUUAUCAAUGAUAUAAAGUCAAUGUGGAACUAUA